CCGAGAGUUCAGACAUCGAAAGAAGAAUUCUUAGGGAAUACAGAAGCCCAACAAGGUUGAAAUGCUUAUAAAAUGCCUUAUUCUUCUCUCCGCAGCGAUUCUGCUGACUGCAAGUAAGAUUCCCGAACCAGGAGAACGGCUUGGAGAUGAGCUGACCAUUGUCAAGAAUGCAGCUGCAACAAGCGACACCACAUCGAUAUUGGUCCAGCUAAGGGAGCUGAUGAACAGUGUCCAGGUGGGCAACUCCACCGGUAUUGUGGCUUAUAUAGUGCCCUCCACCGAUGCCCAUCAGUCGGAGUACCUGAGCCGGCAUGACGAGCGGCGCGCCUUUGUCACCGGCUUCGAUGGCUCAGCAGGAACAGCGGUGGUGACCACCAAUGCCGCCCUCCUCUGGACCGACAGUCGCUACCACCUGCAGGCAGAGCAGCAGCUGGACGACAACUGGGAACUGAUGAAGCAAGGGCUGAGCGGCGUUCCUUCCAUCGGAGUCUGGUUAGCCCAGAACCUCACAGCUGGCAGCUUCGUGGGCGUAGAUCCCCGCCUGAUGUCGUUCCGUGAAUGGCAAACCAUCGAAACCCAGCUGAUCUCCGCGGGAAUUAAACUGGUGCCCGUCGAGGAAAACCUUGUGGACAAAGUUUGGGGCAACGAACAGCCCGCUCAAAACGCCAAUCCCAUAGAUACGCUCAAGCUGCAGGUCGCGGGCAAGACCAUUGCCAGGAAAUGGGAAGAUGUGCGCCAGCAGAUGAAGCAGAAGAGUGUGGACGCAUUGGUGGUUAGUGCCCUUGACGAGAUCGCCUGGCUGCUCAACCUGCGCGGAUCAGACAUUGAGUUUAACCCCGUAUUCUUCUCCUACAUGAUUGUGACUGAGGACAAGCUACAGCUCUUUGUGGAUCUGGUGAAAAUCCCCGCUGACUUUGACAAACACCAAUUGAGGAACAAUGUCACUGUAACCCUCUCUUCCUACGAAAAAAUUUCCCUGGAGAUUCGUAAAAUCGUGUUGAAGAAGAAGUCUAAUAUCUGGAUUGCACCCACCAGCAGCUACUACCUCACCGCCUUGAUUCCUGAGUCCCGAAGACUCCAGGCAGUGACGCCCGUGAACCUACUGAAGGCGAUUAAGAACCCAGUUGAGGCCCAGGGCUUCGUCAACAGCCACAUCCGGGACGGAGUGGCUCUCUGCCAGUACUUCGCCUGGCUUGAAAACCAACUGAAGCUGGGCAGGGAGGUGGACGAGAUAUCCGGCGCCAAAAAAUUGGAGUAUUUUCGGGGAUCAAAGGAAAACUAUGUGAGGCCUAGCUUUGAGACGAUCAGUGCUUCUGGACCCCAUGCAUCUCUGGCUCACUAUAACCCAAGCAACGACACGAAGAGGAGGAUAACCGACAAGGAAAUCUACCUGUGCGACUCGGGAGCUCAGUACUUAGACGGCACCACGGAUGUGACGAGGACUCUUCACUUUGGUGAACCCACUGACUUCGAAAAGGAGGCCUACACUCGUGUCCUUAAGGGACAGCUGAGUCUCGGUUCCGCUGUAUUUCCCGCCUUAGUGAAGGGUCAAGUUCUGGACACUCUGGCGAGGAAGGCCCUCUGGGACGUUGGACUGGACUAUGGUCACGGAACUGGUCACGGAGUCGGUCAUUACCUCAAUGUUCACGAGGGUCCAAUGGCCGUGGGACCAGGUUAUGUAGCCGACGAUCCCGGCCUGCAGGCGAACAUGUUCAUCUCCAACGAACCUGGUUUCUACCAGGACGAUGAUUUCGGCAUCCGCAUCGAGGACAUUGUCCAAAUUGUGCCCGCCCAAACGGCUUACAAUUUUACAAAUCGCGGAGCCCUGACCUUCAGAACCGUCACCAUGUGCCCGAAGCAAACGAAGAUGAUCAAGAAGGAGCUUUUGUCCGAGGCGGAGGUGAAGCUGCUCAAUAGCUAUCACCAACUAGUUUGGGACACCUUGGCACCUGUAUUGGUCGGUCAAAAAGAUCUAUUCACCUUGUCCUGGCUGAAGAAGGAAGUCAAAGCGAUUUAA
Drosophila kikkawai is the source of this 2017-nucleotide messenger RNA. Its product is annotated as xaa-Pro aminopeptidase ApepP-like. Gene Ontology annotation, molecular function: metalloaminopeptidase activity. NCBI's taxonomy places the organism in Eukaryota, Metazoa, Arthropoda, Insecta, Diptera, Drosophilidae. The record is from RefSeq and is a predicted model, not a curated record.